Messenger RNA from Polistes dominula (European paper wasp), 2270 nucleotides. It is a transcript of the gene Sobp, whose product is annotated as Sine oculis-binding protein. Gene Ontology annotation, biological process: animal organ development. The record is from RefSeq and is a predicted model, not a curated record. Gene Ontology annotation, cellular component: nucleus. NCBI's taxonomy places the organism in Eukaryota, Metazoa, Arthropoda, Insecta, Hymenoptera, Vespidae.
CAUCGUCGUUACCCUCGUCGUCAUCAUCGUUGUCAUCUUCUUCAUCAUCAUCAUCAUCAUCUUCAUCUUUAUCGUUGGAAGAUAAAACUGUUCGUGACGAUUUAAUGGAAAGAAAAGGUGUACCAACAAAGGUGAAGAAAGAAGAGGCUGACGAAGAGAUAAGGGAAUAUGCAGCAACGGCGAUGAGUGAAUUAUUGGGAUGGUACGGUUAUGAGAAAGUUGAUAGCGGUUACACGAGAGGUUUAAAUCUCGAUCAUUUUGCACCGGUUGCAACUACGAAACAUCCCUUGCCUCAAAUGGAUCGACAAUUUUUAUUCGAUGGAAGUUCGAGAUCACCGAUGCCCACGAAUCAUCAUCAAUCUGCUUUUUCUCAUUCGUUACGAACUAAAUUAACACCUUCCUAUUAUUCUAACGAUAUUUUUAAGAAUAACGAUAAAAUGUCAUCAAGUCCAUCGUUACAAAUCAAAACUGUUUUACCAUCUACCUCAAGAUUACCUUAUCACAAUGAUUCAACUUCGAGUAGCCCAGAUGAAAUGACGGAAAUCGGACACAGAUUGAUAUCCUGUUCUUGGUGCGGACGAAUCGGUGAAACUUGGGAACCGGGAAGAACGAAUCCACUUUCUUGCGGAAUGGUCAGUGCUUUGGGACAAUUUUGUAGCGAAGCUUGUUUCGCUGCCGGCCGAAGAGCAGCUUUUAAAAGAGCACGUACGUGCGAUUGGUGCAGACACGUUAGAAAUCCUAUCAGUUACGUCGAUUUUCAGGAUGGCGAAAGUCAGCUUCAAUUUUGUAGCGACAAGUGUUUGAAUCAAUACAAGAUGAAUAUAUUUUGUCGAGAAACGGAAACUCAUCUAGCCCUUCAUGGAUUAACAACUAUUCCACCUAGCGAUUCUGGAAAGGGUGGUGCAUUGAUCACUCCGGAACUUUGGCUUCGGAACUGUCAAUCGCCUCGUAGUUCGACGGAAGAAAUUUUAAUCGUCGACGACGAGUCGAUCAGCAGGCUCUCGCCUUUAUCGCAAAACGCUGACAUUGAUCGUAAAGAAUCGAUAGAUUUAGCCAAAUCGGACAACUUGUCACUUAAGAUAAUAAGAAGAAAUUCAUUUAACGCUACGUCGAGAUCGAGAACGACGACUACGACAACUACGACGACGCCAACUACGACACCGACAACGACGCCGACGACGACGACGACGACGACGAUGACGACGACGAUGAGGAAUGACAGUGAAAAUAUUAAAGAAUCUUUCAAAGAUCGUGAAUACGAAAAGUAUUAUCAUUGUAGAAUUCCUUAUUCGGAUUCGAAUCUUUUAAAUUUGAGCCAAUCGAGAUCACCUUCAGUUGAUCAUGCCAAACAACAUAUGAUAGGAAACAUGAUGGACAGUGGUGAAUUACACGAUAGGCAUAAAAUAUAUAAAUCUACAAUAGAAGAUAAAGGUGAUGUACACUUGAAGGAUAUUAAAGGAUUACGAGGAAGGGAAUCGAGAAAUUGGGAUAACGUUCGAUACUCACAGCAAAGGAAAUUACGAAAAUCUUCCUCUUGGAUUCCAGAAACGUCUUCGUCACCGAUACAAUCGGAAACAAUACCCUCGCCCCCCGAAUCUUGUACCGACGAAUCAAGACAACAUAAAUAUAACUCGGAUUUAAAAAUCUAUCCGGAACUUGCGGAAUCGGUUAAUCCCAUUCAGUCACAAUUCUCGUCACAAUUCUCGUCACAAUUCUCGUCACAAUUCUCAUCACAAACCUCAUCCUCGUCGUCGUUGUUACCACCCGUAACGAUACUCGUACCUUAUCCAAUACCAAUACCAAUUCCAAUUCCAGUUCCUAUACCGAUACCUCUUCCCACUUCGGUUUUUGCCAAAUUUCUUCCGGAUAAAGAUACGUCCUUGAACAAUACGGAUUCCGACAGGAAAAGUUCUACCUCGGACAAUUUAACUGAUAGUGUUAUAUCUACGACCGAUCAUACUACUUCGGUAAAAACUCAAUCACCGGUUACCCCAAGUACGGACAAGUGUCAUUUCAACGUGAUUUCUUCAUCCAAUAGCGACAGUGAACAUACUAACGCGUUAUUGAAGAAAAACAAUCUUUCCAAAUGUUCAACGAGAUCGUUGAGAAAGAAGAAACGUGUUGUUAACGAGGAUACAGAAAGUACAGAUCGUCAGCCAAAGAGAAGAAGUAAAUUUCUAAUCACAUAGGAACUUAUUUCUCAAGUGUUCUAGACAUUUUUAUAUCGUUUAGAUUCAAUUUGUCAUUAAAAGUAACUAUUUUCAAGAUGA